AUGGAAAUCCAAGCACUCUCCCCCGAAACGAUUCAGGACAUCCAGUCCACCCCCACCGAUUUCAUCCCGCCCGACCAAAUAGACAGCACCUUCGGUACCACGUGCAUUGGUAAAGCUCCCUCCUCUCCAUCUCCCGGGGGUCCACCCCUUAGCGACUCCUUGUCCGAUAGUCCUGUAUACACCGGCUGCCUGGAACCAUCGCUGACAAUCACAGACCUCGUCUCCGCCCCUCUGACCUCCCGCAUCCUUUCCUUCUCCGACGAGUUCUUCGCCUCGGCUUCCAACCUCCUCAACCCCGCAAUCCCCAUCCGUCGGCCCGGCCACUUCGUCGAAUCGGGCGCCUGGUACGAUGGCUGGGAGACCCGUCGGCAUAAUCGCUCUCCUCCUGACUGGGUUGUGAUACGCCUCGGCCCUGCGGCGGGGAUGGUCAGGGGUGUGGAGAUAGAUACGGCGUUCUUCGAUGGGAAUCAUGCCGAGGGUGUGGAAGUUUGGGGCACCUACGAGACGGGAGAGGGGGCGGAUGAGAGGGUGGUAGAGGCUGGGUAUAGCGCUUGGAGGCCGUUGCUGGGGAAGAGGGGAUGUGGAGCUAGUAGGAGGCAGGCGUGGACUGUCAGCGAAAGGAUUGGGGAAGUGACCCAUGUGAAGUUGUGCAUGUUUCCCGAUGGGGGCAUCGCCAGGUUUCGACUCUACGGUGUGGCGGUACCGGUUUGGCCGAAGGAUGAAUCCGAGGAGGUGGAGUUGAGCAGUGCGCUCAUGGGCGGCAGAGUCGUUGGGUUCAGCGAUGAGCACUUCGGGAAGGCAGGGAAUUUACUAAUGCCGGGACGGGGAGUGGAUAUGGGAGAUGGGUGGGAGACCAAGAGGAGUAGGGAAAGUGGGCACUCCGAUUGGGUCGUUGUCAAGCUGGGAGCUAGGGGACGGGUGAGGAGUUUGAUGAUCGAUACGAUGCAUUUCCGUGGCAACUUUCCGCAAGGAGUGAGGGUUGAGGGCCUGGAUGCGGAGGGAGAGGAGGUGGUGAGUGGGGACGAUGAGAGGUGGGUGGAGGUUGUAGGGAUGCAGGGGUGUGAGAAGGAUAAAGAGCAUGUGUUUGCGGAUGGACUGCUGAAGAGUGUGGAGGGAAGGGCGUUUACGCAUAUGAAGAUGACGAUUAUUCCUGAUGGCGGAGUGAAGAGGUUCAGGGUGUUUGGGGUCCGGGCUCAGGAGAGACACUUGUAG
Molecule: messenger RNA, 1212 nt
Organism: Letharia columbiana
Lineage: Eukaryota; Fungi; Ascomycota; Lecanoromycetes; Lecanorales; Parmeliaceae
Exons: 1
Coding region: 1-1212 (403 amino acids)
Biological process (GO): allantoin catabolic process
Molecular function (GO): allantoicase activity
Source: RefSeq, a predicted model, not a curated record